UCAGGCUUUUCCGACCCUUAUGUCCUGCGCUCUGUACUCAAAGUACAAGCUCCGGCCAACGCCAUCAAUGGUGCUUCCGUCACUUCUCUGUAAGCCAAUGCUACGUUGGAGAGCAGAGAUUGGCCCUUUGAGGCUAUGUUUAUACCUUGUAUUCGGCUGGAUUCAGGGCUGUGAAAUGCUCCAAGUUUUUUAAGUUUUUGGCUCCUGGGUUCAACACAAGACUUGUAUGAUUCUCUUCUCUUCGCUCUCUGUAUAAUAUUUAUAUAUAUCUGGGUGUGUAGAUUUUGAUGCUAGCUAGCUAGCUGUGGGUGGCCAUUAGAGUACCAGUGCUGAUGUUUCAACUUUUUACACCAUAUAUAUAUAUAUUUCAUGUAUAUGUAUGCGAGUACAACCAGGUUAGUAGAGGAAAAAUUAUUUAAUUUGUCUGGGUUUGGGGAAAAUAUAUUUGCCUAGGUAUAGCAUAGCCCAUCCGACAUUCAAGUUUCUAUCAUUCUCUUUGUCUCUGCAUAUUUUUAUUUAGUCUUCAUCUUAUUAGAGAAGGCCCAUCCAUUUUAACAUAACUAUAAGUUGUUUAUAUUUUUCAUUAAAUUGAAGGAUUAGGAACUGUGACCUAAUAUUUUGUUCUACUUAUGAGCAGUCACUUCCAGUAGCGUUUUGUAGUUCUCUGAUUGAAAAUAAAAUGGAUAAAGCAGUUAUUAAAAGCUGCUUGGGAUCCUGGCAUGUUAGAGUUGGCAGGACUGUUGAUGGGGUGCUGUCUUUUGAAGAAGGUUGGGAAGAAUUUGUGAACCAUCAUGGCCUGAAACUUGGAGAAAUUUUGAUAUUUAAACACAACGGCAAAAGGGCAUUCAAUGUGGUUGCCUAUGAGGCACUUGGUAGGGAGAAAAGGAAAAAGCCCUCAGAAGCAACUGCAUCCUCAACCUCAAGGACUUCGUUCGCGUGCACGAUGAAAAAAUCCCCUGAUCAUCCAACUUGUACAAACCCGUAAUUAGAACAAGAUUCAUUUCAAGAUUGUUCAAUAAUCUCUGCCCAUUAAAUAAUAUUCCAAAGCCAUGUUUAUUGAUGUGAAGCUGACUGGAGCUACUUUUAUAUGUUCACUGUGUUAUUUAUUUAUUCUUAUCAACUUAGUUAAUAGGGAAGUUAGAGAUGAUAAAACAUUUUCCAACACAUAUGUAUGCUGGCUGUUCCAGUUAACAUAGAUCGAGUAAGCUUCUUCAAUAAUGUGGAUCAUUCUGAAGUCCGAUCAUUCUCAUGUGGAUCCUCAUAAGACUAUAUUCUGACUUUAUUAUUUGUUCAGGGUUGAGUUGCAAUCCUUACAACUAGCAUGAUGAAAUUUCUUUUUGUUUUUUGAAUUUUCUCUAAAUCUGGUGGUUGAUUUA
Messenger RNA from Prunus persica (peach), 1376 nucleotides. Its product is annotated as B3 domain-containing protein At5g18000-like. Gene Ontology annotation, molecular function: DNA binding. Lineage: Eukaryota; Viridiplantae; Streptophyta; Magnoliopsida; Rosales; Rosaceae. Bases 680 to 985 code for a protein of 101 amino acids. The record is from RefSeq and is a predicted model, not a curated record. The transcript is spliced from 4 exons.